Messenger RNA from Paraphaeosphaeria sporulosa, 792 nucleotides. RefSeq lists its product as uncharacterized. Lineage: Eukaryota; Fungi; Ascomycota; Dothideomycetes; Pleosporales; Didymosphaeriaceae. The annotation marks the transcript as partial. The record is from RefSeq and is a predicted model, not a curated record. Gene Ontology annotation, cellular component: cytoplasm; membrane. The transcript has 3 exons.
UCAGUCAAGUUCGAGAAGGAGACGGUCACCAAGUCGGUCGAGGGCCUUGCGGGCGCUGCCGCCGACGCCGCAGGCAAGGGGAAGGACGACCUGCUGAAGAAUGUUGGCGAGGCUGUCACCAAGGGCGGCAUGAACGGAUACCUCGCGGCGUACCUGAAGCACCUGCAGGAGAACCCUCUGCGCACCAAGAUGCUCACCUCGGGCACCCUUUCGGGUCUGCAGGAGUUCCUUGCCUCGUGGAUCGCCCACGACAGGAGCAAGCACGGCCACUACUUCACCUCGCGCGUUCCCAAGAUGGCCCUCUACGGCGCUUUCAUUAGUGCCCCGCUUGGCCACGUCCUGAUCAGCAUUCUGCAGAAGAUCUUCCGCGGGCGCAAGAGCCUCAAGGCCAAGAUCAUGCAGAUUCUCAUCAGCAAUCUCAUUAUCUCCCCCAUCCAAAACUCGAUAUACCUCGUGUCCAUGGCCGUGAUUGCUGGCGCACGCACCUUCCAUCAGGUCAAGGCUACCGUCAAGGCUGGCUUCAUGCCAGUCAUGAAGGUGAGCUGGAUCGUAUCGCCAAUUUCCUUGGCCUUCGCCCAGCAAUUCCUGCCCGAGCACACCUGGGUGCCCUUCUUCAACAUUAUCGGCUUCAUAAUCGGUACAUACGUGAACGCACAUACUAAGAAGAAGAGGCUUGCAGCCUUGAGGCGAAAGCACUACGGCGACGGCAGCGGAAGGGAUCUCGGUGGCAGGGAUUACGGUAGGGACGUGAGCGGCAGGAGCGUGGCUGGCGACAGGCCUGGCGAAUAUCCU